This is a messenger RNA of Rhipicephalus sanguineus (brown dog tick), 1731 nucleotides long. It is a transcript of the gene eIF5, whose product is annotated as eukaryotic translation initiation factor 5. Gene Ontology annotation, biological process: translational initiation; formation of cytoplasmic translation initiation complex; formation of translation preinitiation complex. Gene Ontology annotation, cellular component: cytosol. Gene Ontology annotation, molecular function: GDP-dissociation inhibitor activity; eukaryotic initiation factor eIF2 binding; translation initiation factor activity. The record is from RefSeq and is a predicted model, not a curated record. NCBI's taxonomy places the organism in Eukaryota, Metazoa, Arthropoda, Arachnida, Ixodida, Ixodidae.
UUUCUUCUUUUUCGGUGCCGUGUGCGCGCUUGUCUUUCUUUUUGUCGGCGAAACGAGCCACAUCCGGGAACCGUGGUGAGCUCCAUUGCAGAUGCGUCGUUGGUCGCUCGCUGCUGCGCCGCAGACUUGCAGUAUUCGGACGUCGGUGGAAGUCGUCCACCUCAGUCGCCACCAUUUCUCCGGAGAUUGAACGACGCCGACCGUGUUUCUCAGCACGCAACAGCAUUGGUCAACAGUUUUAUAUGACGUCUUUAUUUUGGUGGAUCGAAUUCUUGGGACGAGGCAAUCCAGCAAACUACCGGCAACAGAUAGAGCCUAGCAGCUGCACUCUCGAGCCGGACAGGUUUAUGCAUUUCCGGGGGACCCUGACCACCACCACUGGCCGUCUUCACGCUAAACGAGAAGACAGGAGAACAAACACACCUUGUAAUGCAAUUAACAGUUAACCUUCAUAUCCUACCACGGAAUAAUUAGACUGUCCCCGGAUAAACCCCGCCAAAGAUUGCAGCCGUUCCAGUCCUGACUUGUCUUUUCUCUCUCUAUCUCUUCUUGACACUUUUUCUCUCGCUUCAUUCGUCGGCACUUUGCCCGCCGAGCUCUGUCCUCCCGUCUAGUCUCCCUCCUCUUCCAAGCUGCCGCCUCUGUGCCAAAGAGUUGGCCGUGCUCUCCCCUGCACCUUCCGUCGUCCCAGGUGUGGUUGCGAGUCCUUGACUCGUCCUGUGACGGCAACCCUGUCUGCCCAGUCGUGCAACCCUGUCUCCCUGCCCUUCCUCCCUCGGCAUCGUCGCCUAGUAGCCCCCCUUCGGGGCCCCUAGCUCUCGCAAACGCCGGUCCCGUUCUCGUCGUCGUCGUGGGUGUCCUCGUCGACCUCCUCUCUGCAAAGUCUUCUGCCCUCUCUGACCGGUAGGUGUGGCCGCACUGCCGUCAGUUGAUUAGUGUUGUUGCCGAGGCUUCGAGCGUCAUCCUCGUUUCCCGCUUCCGCCGUCCGUUGAGAAGCACUCGCUUGAUCCUCUACGAACCGUCGCCAUGGGGAGCGUCAACGUGAACCGCAGCCUGACGGACCAGUUCUACCGCUACAAGAUGCCGAAGAUCAUUGCCAAGGUGGAGGGCAAGGGCAACGGCAUCAAGACGGUGCUGGUCAACAUGUCCGAGGUGGCCAAGGCCCUGAACCGGCCACCCACCUACCCGACCAAGUAUUUCGGCUGCGAGCUGGGCGCCCAGACUCAGCUGGACGCCAAGAAUGACCGCUACAUUGUCAACGGCGCCCACGAGGCAGCCAAGCUGCAGGACAUCCUGGAUGGUUUCAUCCGCCGCUAUGUCCUGUGCGCUUCGUGUGACAACCCGGAGACCGUGCUGGGCGUCCUGCAGCGCAAGGGUGUCAUCACCACCAAGUGCCGCGCCUGCGGGCACUCGGGCACCCUGGACAGUGCCCACAAGCUGAACACCUUCAUCCUCAAGAACCCGCCGCCCACGCAGGAGGGCCCCAAGGGAUCCCAGGCAGCAGCUGUGGCAGCAGCUACUGCCGCCGCCAAGGACGCUGGGGCCACCAAGGGCAAGACCAAGCGCAAGUCUCGCGACGAGCGCCGCUCGACCACCGAGGGCCCCGGGAAGCUGCAGAAUGGUGGCGGGGGCGAGGACGGCUCCCAGCAGCACGAGUCGGACCCGCAGGACGACGACUGGGGCGAUGACGUCGACGAUGACUGGGCUGAGGACACCAGCGAGGAUGCCAAG